This is a messenger RNA of Macadamia integrifolia, 991 nucleotides long. RefSeq names its product 15.4 kDa class V heat shock protein. The coding region runs from base 308 to 718 and encodes 136 amino acids. The record is from RefSeq and is a predicted model, not a curated record. Gene Ontology annotation, biological process: response to hydrogen peroxide; response to heat; protein folding. Lineage: Eukaryota; Viridiplantae; Streptophyta; Magnoliopsida; Proteales; Proteaceae. The transcript has 2 exons.
AACCACUCUCCCAUUAGUCCAUGCAUUAGCGUAGUAGUCAAACGACCGGAUACAUUCUCUUGCCCAAAAAAUUUGCAGGUUUGGAUAUUAGGAAAUCUCGUCUCUCAAACUCCACCCCAAUUUGCUAACCAAAAAUGAGGUUUUUUCUCUUCACCUAAUCAUGGCAACUAGUCCAUAUAUAAUAAACAACUCAGCUUCUCUCCUCCACCCAGAGGUCCAUCCUUUCCGCUUCUCCAAUUGAAUAACCCCCAUUGAUAUCAUCCUAACCCAGCUUAGAUAGCAAAUUCUGACCAGAGAGGGAGAUGAAAUGGAGUUCUUAAAUUUCCAACCAGCUUCCUGGCCUUUCUUCUUCAAUGCUCCAGCCAUCUUUCCUCCAUUCUUCACGCAGGAAAUCCAUGUCCACUGGACCGAAACACCAGAAUCUUAUAUCUAUUCGGCUUCUGUACCAGGUGUGAGGAAUGAGGAAAUAAAAGUGGAAAUUGAGGAUUCGAAAUACCUGAUAAUGAGAACACAAGCGGUGGAUGGGGAGACGAAGCCGGCGAAUAGUUUCAUGAAGAAAUUCAGGCUUCCAGCUAUGGUUGACGUUAAUGGAGUCUCUGCUGUUUAUGAAGAUGGCAUAUUGAGGGUUACCAUUCCAAAAUCUUUUGUAAAGAGGAGGUUCCGUAUUGAUCCUGCAGAUCUGCCGGAGCGCUACGAAAUUCUUGCACCGGCGGCUUGAAGAGAAUUUAUUUCUCUGAUUUGUGAAUUGUGAAUUGUGAUUGAUGAUUUCAGGUCCAUUACUACUCGUGUAUAAUUUCUUAUGGAAGGUGACAUUGGUAAUGAAAUUUGGAUUAUGGGUUGUGUAAAGCUGAUUAGGUAGAAAUAGAAAUUGAAAUUGAAAUUUUAGUAGUUUGUUUGUGAAUCUCUUUAAUGUACAAAUGUACAAUAUUAACAAAGCAAGUUUAUGAAUUUGUAAAUGUGGUUGGAUGUUGUUGUAAACUUUUCAUGAUCA